CCUUAUCAUUUCAUUGUUUCAGUUCCAGCAUCUCUUUCAGCAAAGAGAUGACCAGCAAAAUGAUGACUGGAGGCUUAAGCGAAGCUAAAAGUGCAACUCCAGAAAUCCAGGAAUUGGUUGAUGAGAUAAAACCAACAUUUGAAGGAAAGAACAAUAAAAAAUAUGAAGAAUUUAAAGCUGUAAGUUACAAAAGCCAAGUAGUUGCUGGAGUCAUGUAUUAUGUAAAGGUAUGUCUUGGGAAUGAUGAAUAUGCACAUUUGAAAAUAUACAGACCUCUCCCUCACACAGAGAAGCCAAUAGAGCUGGUGGACUUCCAGAUGGGAAAAACCGAAGAUGAUGAAGUGACUUACUUUUAGAGGCAUAGUCUAUAUGUUUGUUUAGUUUCAUGAACAUCCUGUAUCAAUGAGAACAAUUGAAACAAAAUAUGGAUUUUUUUAGAGGAAGGGGAAAGGAAAUAUUCAGAAGUAAAGUGAUAUGAAGUAAAAAGAUAUCAAUUAAAGAUUUUUAAUCAAGUCUGAAA
Molecule: messenger RNA, 520 nt
Organism: Sarcophilus harrisii (Tasmanian devil)
Lineage: Eukaryota; Metazoa; Chordata; Mammalia; Dasyuromorphia; Dasyuridae
Gene: CSTA
Product: cystatin A
Exons: 3
Coding region: 48-356 (102 amino acids)
Cellular component (GO): cytosol
Molecular function (GO): cysteine-type endopeptidase inhibitor activity
Source: RefSeq, a predicted model, not a curated record